This is a messenger RNA of Diceros bicornis minor, 1431 nucleotides long. It is a transcript of the gene NR1H4, whose product is annotated as nuclear receptor subfamily 1 group H member 4. The coding region runs from base 1 to 1431 and encodes 476 amino acids. NCBI's taxonomy places the organism in Eukaryota, Metazoa, Chordata, Mammalia, Perissodactyla, Rhinocerotidae. The transcript has 9 exons. Gene Ontology annotation, biological process: cell differentiation; bile acid signaling pathway; negative regulation of transcription by RNA polymerase II. Gene Ontology annotation, molecular function: nuclear receptor activity; bile acid binding; zinc ion binding. The record is from RefSeq and is a predicted model, not a curated record.
AUGGGAUCAAAAAUGAAUCUCAUUGAACACUCCCACUUACCUGCCACGGAUGAAUUUUCUCUUUCUGACAAUUUAUUUGGUGUCCUAACAGAACAAGUGGCAGGUCCUCUGGGGCAGAAUCUAGAAGUGGAACCAUACUUACAAUACAACAAUGUUCAGUUUCCCCAAGUUCAACCACAGAUUUCCUCAUCAUCCUAUUAUUCCAACUUGGGCUUCUACCCCCAGCAGCCUGAAGAGUGGUACUCUCCUGGAAUAUAUGAACUCAGGCGAAUGCCAGCUGAGUCUCUCUACCAGGGAGAGACUGAGGUAGCAGAGAUUCCUGUAACAAAGAAGGCCCGGCUGGGUGCGUCAGCAGGGAGAAUAAAAGGGGAUGAGCUGUGUGUUGUUUGUGGAGACAGAGCAUCUGGAUAUCAUUAUAAUGCACUGACCUGUGAGGGGUGCAAAGGUUUCUUCAGGAGAAGCAUUACCAAAAAUGCCGUGUACAAGUGUAAAAACGGGGGCAACUGUGUGAUGGACAUGUACAUGCGAAGAAAGUGCCAAGAGUGUCGGCUAAGGAAAUGCAAAGAGAUGGGAAUGUUGGCUGAAUGUAUGUAUACAGGUUUGUUAACCGAAAUUCAGUGUAAAUCUAAACGACUGAGAAAAAACGUGAAGCAGCAUGCAGAUCAAGCCAUUAAUGAAGACAGUGAAGGACGGGACUUGCGACAAGUGACCUCGACAACUAAGUCAUGCAGGGAGAAAACUGAACUCACCCCAGAUCAGCAGAACCUUCUAAAUUAUAUCAUGGACUCAUAUAGCAAACAGAGAAUGCCUCAGGAAAUCACAAAUAAAAUUUUAAAGGAAGAAUUCAAUGCAGAAGAAAAUUUUCUCAUUUUAACUGAAAUGGCUACCAGUCACGUACAGAUUCUCGUAGAAUUCACAAAAAAACUGCCAGGAUUUCAGACAUUGGACCAUGAAGAUCAGAUUGCUUUGCUGAAAGGGUCUGCAGUUGAAGCUAUGUUCCUCCGUUCAGCUGAGAUUUUCAAUAAGAAACUUCCAGUGGGACACGCUGAUGUAUUGGAAGAAAGAAUUCGAAAGAGUGGUAUCUCUGAUGAAUAUAUAACACCUAUGUUUAGUUUUUAUAAAAGUGUUGCAGAACUGAAAAUGACUCAAGAAGAGUAUGCUCUGCUUACAGCAAUUGUCAUCCUCUCUCCAGACAGACAAUAUAUAAAGGAUAGAGAAGCAGUAGAGAAGCUUCAGGAACCGCUGCUUGAUGUGCUACAAAAGUUGUGCAAGAUCCAUCAGCCUGAAAAUCCUCAACAUUUUGCAUGUCUCCUGGGUCGCCUGACUGAGUUGCGGACGUUCAACCAUCACCAUGCAGAGAUGCUGAUGUCAUGGAGAGUCAAUGACCACAAGUUUACCCCGCUUCUCUGUGAAAUCUGGGAUGUGCAGUGA